Molecule: messenger RNA, 1718 nt
Organism: Anolis sagrei ordinatus
Lineage: Eukaryota; Metazoa; Chordata; Lepidosauria; Squamata; Anolidae
Source: RefSeq, a predicted model, not a curated record
AUGUGCUCCAUAAGCAGGGAUGGGCCGCAAGAUGAUCCUCCGGAGAGAGCGCCUGCGAAGAAGGAGACGGGAUUAGCAGCUGAGGUCAAGCAUUCCAGGGGCUUUGAGCCGAGGAGGGUCCAGGCAGGGCGCCAGGGCCCGGGGCUCUUGGCCAACCCCCUCCCCAAUACAAAUUUUAGAAAGGAGAAGCUGAAGCAGGAGGAGGAGGAGGAGACCCUGAGCAAGGAUCAUGGAGGAGGAAGAGGAGGAGGAGCUGUGCUGAACACGGACCCCUCGGUGCUGGGCAAGUACCGGGCCGGCUUCAACGAGUGCGUGAACGAGGUGACGCGCUUCCUCUCCACCUGCGAGGGGGUCAACGCAGAGGUCCGCACCCGCCUCCUGGGCCACCUGGCCGGCUGCAUGAGCCAGAUCAGCGCCAUCCGCUUCCCGGCCGCUUCACAGCAGCAGCAGCCGCAGCCGCUCCCCUCGGCCCCCGGAUCCCAACCUGCGGCCUCCUUUGGCCAGGCACUGGUCCAGGUCCCAGCCACAGGCGCCCUUCCCACAGCUGGCAGUGGGACUCCCUGCAAGAUGGCACCCGGUGGCCCCGCAGUGGUCCCCGGAGAGGCCCCCCAGGUCUUGGGCGGCUUCCACUUGGUCCCAGCCUCUGACGGGCAGUUCGCCUUCCUCAUCCCCAACACGGCCUUUGCACCCCACGGCAGCAAUGCGGCCAUCCCUCUCUUCGCCGGCACAGGAGUCGGGUCAGGGGGGCUGCCUGUGCCAACAAAUGCCGUCUCGCCCAGAUCGGGCGCCCCCUCCCUCCCAUCAGACUCGGUUUGGAGACCUUGGUGAAGGCCCCGAUGGAGAGAUGCAGGGACACUUGCGGAGCGGCUUGGACUCGGUGGCAACCCAAGGUGUGUCCAGGUUCUAAGGUGCUCAAGACUUCAAAGGUCUUGAAACAAAGAGUGCUGGGGACUCUCGUGCUGAGUGAGCAUCUUUCAGGAGUGCUUUAGCUGUGUCUUCCAGCAUGGCAGAACGAGGUUGGACUGGGUGCCCUUUGGGGUCCCCUCCAGGUCUCAAGACCGGACUUUGUGGUCUUUUCUCUCCUUCUAGGAGAAGGUGGGAUUGGGGGGUGGGCUGGCCCCUUCCUCCAUUGGGCUUUGGUUACAGGAACUGGGUUAGCUUUACCCAGAAGAAUCUUGGAUUGGGAAGCCUCUUGGUGAGAACAGCAGAGCAGGCGGAAACUCGGAGGGAGGACUCGACCCCGGCCUCCUCCCUGCUUCGCAGCAAUAAAUACAAACCGCAGAGGAAGAGGCGCAAAAGUAUUUACCGGCAGCGUGUGUGUUUCCUUGCACAGGUCAAACCUCUUAAGGUAAAGGCGAUAGAAAAUAUAUGGUCCAAGUGGCAAAACAGAACAAUGGGACACUUUUCGUUUCAGAGGAAACACUCCAUUCUUUAGAUCUGCAUAAUAGAGGAUCUCAGAGAGAAGGAAAUAAUUUGCCCCAAUCCGCGUGGAUUUGUGCCUUCGUAUGUACAGCAGCCGACCCCGGCUCUUUUCCUUCUUGUGCAGGUUGGGGCUUGUGCGGGUUCCUUGCAGGUGCAAGGAAACAAGGAGCGGUCACGUGCCACCCUCCUUUCCCUUUUUUGAAUGACACCAAAGAUGUCUUUGUUCCAAAAGCAGGAAAGCCCCCCCCCCUCCUUCUUUCUGGAAGUUCUGUGAUGGAAAUAAAAAGGGACGGCUA